AGUGUUAAACGCCAACCUUACAAAUGGUAGUUCUGACCAACACUAAACAUUGUUUAGUAAUAAGUAGUGAGGUGUUUGCAGUUAUUGGCUGCAUUGUGGCAAGUUUCAACUAUGGCCUGGACUACCCUUCAUACAUGGGAGAUGAAAUUUUUACAAAUCUCUCCAGGUUUUCAACUGAUCUCCCUGUUGGCUCACCUACUCAUGAAGUCAUUGGACAUUUUUUUGACAAAGUUGACAACCUGAUGCGAGCAUUUAGAUUCCGGGCUCGUUAUCAGGCUGACAGUCGCACUUACGUGAUGCUGCCCAUGCUGGCCUCAGCAGCUAUGUCUUCAGUGCUGUCCUUGUGGAUGAUCUUUGAUAAAUCUGUACUCACCUCGACAUCUAUUAUCAACUCCAUAUGUGCCAUGUGGCUCCUUCACUUCCCAUACCUAAUUUCUUUUACAAAUACUCAUUUCUACUCAAACUACGAAGCUGUGAAGUACUUCAGUUCAAGCUACAGUGCUGUACUGACACUUCAUAUGAUCAUGAUAACCUUGCUAACUGUUGGGUUUGCGGCUAAUGCUUAUUAUAUACGCCAUAAGAGAAUAGCCUGGCCACGGUGCAACUGCUACAAGCUCUUCACAAUAAAUUCUCUCUUUAUCUGUGCAAGGCUGGUCUAUGCUUCAAUAUUACUACCUUCCGGCUCUGAAGUGCUUUUCUCAGGCAUUCGUUCUGACCCAACAAACACAAAAUACUGCAUUGCCAACGUCACACUCUGUGGCACCGUGCGCCUACCUGCAAGUGUUGUUUUUGGGGCCACUGGAGCUCUUGUUUUCAGUGUGAUGGGCGCGUGCGAGGCUCUGCUGUCUCUACUCUUUGGAUUUGCUCAUGAGGUCAUGACGUUGGGUUUUGCGCUUUUAACUUCACUGGCCAACUUCAUUGUUACUGGAUUUGUCAGCGAAUAUGGCUUGCUAUCGUAUGGCCAAAUGCCAUGGGCUUUUGGCAUUGCCUUCAUGGGCCAGUGCGCCGUAGCUCUUCUUCACGCAUGGCUGAUGUGGAGUGCUCCUGCCUUUAUAAAUUCCGCCCCAAACGUCCUGAAACUUGUAUGUGGUUACAAGCCCAAGCCUGCUGAUGACGUUCAACCUACUAACGAACUCUCUGAAACUGGUGCUGAUGAAGACGUGGAAAACACUAUUCAUGCUGAACAGCAAGAAAAUAAUGAUACUGUCACUACCAGCGACAAUAAUACAACUAAUGGAGAAGUGCAAGCUCGUAAAUUAUUAAUCUCCAAGGCUUUCAGAUUCUGCAUCAAUUUCACAAUUGCUGUGGUAGCUUUGGUUUCUUUGUCGAUGAGUGGCUUCACGAUAGCGGAGACAGAAGCUCUGGACUGGUGUCAGCUGCUGUUGGUUGUUGUGUUGACAGUCGUGGUGUCACGAGCCGUUGUCAGCGUCAUGGUCACUGUCAGUUCUGCUCCAUACUGUGCCACUUCUACGGUUCAGACUGCAAUGGAAGAAGCGAUCGUGAUUGGUCUCCUGAUUGUGUCUGCGGUCGCUACGAGAUUCUAUCAAAUUUCUGCUAUCACCAACGAUGCUACUUACGUCACCAUUGUUGUUCUCGUUUUAAAGAUGGCUGAUUUGUCGCAGUGCCAGGCUUUCAGGAAUCUUUUCUCCUCAUCAUCGAACCCAACAAACACCGCAGUUGGUGGCCGCAGUCAUGAUCGUCGCAGUUUGUCAGUGCAGUCUGACACCAACACUCUAUCAUCAGCUUCCACCUGAGCAGUUGAUUGCUGUCCCUCGUCCCAUCACUUGGACGGCUGCCUGCGUUACUCGUCCUAACUUACAAAUCCUUUCCGACACUCACCCUUUCUCUUAUUUCGACUGCAAACUGCGGUAUUUCUCCCCUCUAUACAAUGCAACGAGUUGAUGCAACGUAUCGUACAGACAAAACGUGUUUUUUUUGUGUCAACUAACAUGUUCUGCAUCUUGGAUCCUUUCGCGACUCGUUGCUGUUAAAGUUUGGUUUCUUUCCCUUAUUUUUAAGUUUUAUUUUUGAUAGUUAUGAUAUGAAAUGUAUGCACUCUACUCGUCGUAUUACUUUUGUUUUUGCACGCUCCUCGUUUUUGUUACGAUUAUAUCUUCUUAUGUUAGUAAGUUA
Molecule: messenger RNA, 2133 nt
Organism: Hyalella azteca
Lineage: Eukaryota; Metazoa; Arthropoda; Malacostraca; Amphipoda; Hyalellidae
Exons: 10
Coding region: 24-1754 (576 amino acids)
Source: RefSeq, a predicted model, not a curated record